AUGAAGCCAGCACAGAUCAGAUUCUCUCUACAGAGACCUCUACAGCACAGAGAUCCAGACAUGGCACCUACAAUCACUGCAGCAAUGACCAACUCUCAGGACCAUCUGACUCUGACCCACAAGCUCAGAAAGCCUCUGGUGGAGAAGUUACGCAGAGAGCGAAUCAACAGCAGCAUUGAGCAGCUCAAGUCUCUCCUGGGUCCAGAGUUCCUCAAACAGCAGCCAGACUCCAAGCUGGAGAAAGCAGAGAUCCUGGAGAUGACAGUUUGCUUCCUGAGACGACUGAAGCAGCAGAAUCAGCAGCACAGAAGACUGCUCAACCACUUCAACAAGCUGCAGUCUUCCUCUGAUAACAACCUGACAGAGGCUGACUUCUCUCCUCUGAGCUCCACAGUCCACACCAGCAUCACCAAAGAGAAGAGUCCAGUCAACAGCGCCCUCUGGAGGCCGUGGUAG
Molecule: messenger RNA, 456 nt
Organism: Toxotes jaculatrix (banded archerfish)
Lineage: Eukaryota; Metazoa; Chordata; Actinopteri; Toxotidae
Product: enhancer of split mbeta protein-like
Exons: 2
Coding region: 1-456 (151 amino acids)
Biological process (GO): regulation of transcription by RNA polymerase II; anterior/posterior pattern specification; regulation of neurogenesis
Cellular component (GO): nucleus
Molecular function (GO): RNA polymerase II cis-regulatory region sequence-specific DNA binding; protein dimerization activity; DNA-binding transcription factor activity, RNA polymerase II-specific
Source: RefSeq, a predicted model, not a curated record